Molecule: messenger RNA, 906 nt
Organism: Lasiosphaeria miniovina
Lineage: Eukaryota; Fungi; Ascomycota; Sordariomycetes; Sordariales; Lasiosphaeriaceae
Product: alkaline phytoceramidase
Exons: 6
Coding region: 1-906 (301 amino acids)
Biological process (GO): ceramide catabolic process; ceramide biosynthetic process
Cellular component (GO): endoplasmic reticulum membrane
Source: RefSeq, a predicted model, not a curated record
AUGGCAUCGGCAGUGUCGGCGUUGCAGAUCCCGUACCGCGAACCCCGGGACGGGUUCUGGGGGGAGCAGACGUCAACUUUGAACUGGUGUGAAGAGGACUACAACGUUACCUACUAUAUCGCCGAGGUCGUGAACACCCUCACCAACUUGGUAUUUCUCUAUCUCGGAGUCAAGGGCCUGCGCAAUGUCAUCCGCCAUGGCCACCCGCGUGUCUUCAUCUUGGCCUUCCUGGGUUACAUGACAGUCGGCAUGGGCUCCAUGGCAUUUCAUACAACCUUGUGGUACUCUAUGCAGCUAGCCGAUGAGCUGCCUAUGAUAUACACAGUUUGUAUCUUGUGCUCCAAUACAUUCUCUCACGGCAAAUCCCCGAGGGGCAGGAUUCUGGUGGGAGCCGGUUUCUUCGGGGCCGCUGCUAUCAUCACGAUCUACUACCUAUACGCCAAGGACGCGGUGUUCCAUCAGGUGGCAUACGGUCUGCUGUCCGCUGGGGGUACCUUCUGGGGCUACUACCUCAUGGAGGCUCAGCUGCGGCCAGCCCUGAAGAAGCGGAAUCCCGACGGCUGCGGCCGCAUGAUGCGGGAGCUGUGGGCAUUUUCUCUCACAGGCCUAUUCUUGUUCCUGGGAGGCUUCUUUAUUUGGAACAUGGACAACAUAUUCUGCCGCUACCUCGUUACAGCAAGAAACCAAGUGCUGCUCCCGUGGGCGGCGCUUCUUGAGGGACAUGGCUGGUGGCACAUUCUGACGGGCUUAGCAUAUUACUUGAUCCUGCAGAGGCUGUAUUUGGGCAUCUUACUGGACGGCAAGGAGAGGGAGUUCAGGCUGCAGUGGGACUCACUGUAUUCCAUACCACAGAUCGUCCCCCAGCCGGCUAGAGGUUCUCGGGCGCAGUCAAAGAAGACGCAGUGA